Piliocolobus tephrosceles (Ugandan red Colobus) is the source of this 1240-nucleotide messenger RNA. Its product is annotated as ribosome biogenesis protein NOP53. Gene Ontology annotation, cellular component: nucleolus. The record is from RefSeq and is a predicted model, not a curated record. Lineage: Eukaryota; Metazoa; Chordata; Mammalia; Primates; Cercopithecidae. Gene Ontology annotation, molecular function: 5S rRNA binding. The transcript has 11 exons. Gene Ontology annotation, biological process: ribosomal large subunit assembly; rRNA processing. The annotation marks the transcript as partial.
GCCCGAGGCCUCGACUCGUUCUCGUUCCCACUCUUAGGGCUGACUAAGAAGAGAACCAAAGUCCAGAAGAAGUCACUGCUUCUUAAGAAACCCCUUCGGGUUGACCUCGUCCUUGAGAACACAUCCAAAGUCCCCGCCCCCAAAGACGUCCUUGCCCACCAGGUUCCUAACGCCAAGAAGCUCAGGCGGAAGGAGCAGCUAUGGGAGAAGCUGGCCAAGCAGGGCGAGAUGCCCCGGGAGGUGCGCAGGGCCCAGGCCCAGCUCCUCAACCCUCCCGCAGCCAGGACCAAGCCUGGGCCCCAGGACACCGUGGAGCGGCCUUUCUACGACCUCUGGGCCUCAGACAACCCCCUGGACAGGCCGUUGAUUGGCCAGGAUGAGUUUUUCCUGGAGCAGACCAAGAAGAAAGGAGUGAAGCGGCCACCACACCUGCACACCAAGCCGUCCCAGGCACCCGCCGUGGAGGUGGCGCCUGCCGGAGCUUCCUACAACCCAUCGUUUGAAGACCACCAGACCCUGCUCUCAGCCGCCCACGAGGUGGAGUUGCAGCGGCAGAAGGAGGCGGAGAAGCUGGAGCGGCAGCUGGCCCUGCCCGCCAUGGAGCAGGCCGCCACCCAGGAGUCCACGUUCCAGGAGCUAUGCGAGGGGCUGCUGGAGGAGUCGGAUGGUGAGGGGGAGCCAGGCCAGGGCGAGGGGCCGGAGGCAGGGGAUGCCGAGGUCUGUCCCACGCCCGCCCGCCUGGCCGCCACAGAGAAGAAGACGGAGCAGCAGCGGCGGCGGGAGAAGGCUGCGCGCAGGCUGCGGGUACAGCAGGCCGCGUUGCGGGCCGCCCGGCUCCAGCACCAGGAGCUGUUCCGGCUGCGUGGGAUCAAGGCCCAGGUGGCCCUGAGGCUGGCGGAGCUGGCGCGGCGGCGGAGGCAGCGGCAGGCGCGGCGGGAGGCUGAGGCUGACAAGCCCCGAAGGCUGGGGCGGCUCAAGUACCAGGCACCCGACAUUGAUGUGCAGCUGAGCUCGGAGCUGACAGACUCGCUCAGGACCCUGAAGCCCGAGGGCAACAUCCUUCGAGACCGGUUCAAGAGCUUCCAGAGGAGGAAUAUGAUCGAGCCUCGAGAGAGAGCCAAGUUCAAACGCAAGUACAAGGUGAAGCUGGUGGAGAAGCGGGCGUUCCGUGAGAUCCAGUUGUAGCUGCCAUUGGAUGCUGGAGCCCCGCCCUUCAAUAAAAGUUCCUUUUAGCCAAUCA